GUUUUUACUGGUAGUUGUAGUCCACAAAUUAGGGUCGUUUCCGUGUGUCUUGCCUACGUUAGUUAGGUGGUGGAAUCUGCUCUGCAAAGACAAACACAUGUGAAAUUAUUGAUCAGGGUUGUGUGAAUUUAUGGAAACAUGUCAAAGAAACGGGGCAGGAAGCGUAGCAGUGGAGAGCUGAGUGAGAGCUCAGCGUCAACCCUGAGCCCAGACCCUGACAACCUGCUUGGCCGCAGGAUUCAGCACACCUGGAGGGAGAAGGGCAACGUGACCAAGUGGAAAGGCACCGUUCUGGAGCGCCUAACUGUGAACAGCUCCCUCUACAUGGUCAAAUACGACGGCUUUGACUGUGUGUACGGCAUCGAGCUCUUCAAAGACAGCCGGGUGUCGAACCUACAGGUGUUGACAGAGAAAGUUGUAAACAAUAAAAUCAAGGUGCCUCCCGGGGCGGAGGAUCUGGUGGGCCGGGCUGUGGAGCAUCUGUUUGAGAAGGAGGAUGGUGAGAAGAACGAGUGGCGGGGCAUGGUGCUGUCCCGAGCCCCCAUCAUGACCCACUGGUACUACAUCACCUACGAGAAGGACCCGGUGCUGUACAUGUACCAGCUAUGGGACGACUAUAAGGACGGAGAUCUACGUGUCCUGCCUGAAUCAGAGAACAAACACCUGCUGCCAGCGGACAGGAAGCCAGGUGAGGAGCCAGAGAGCCUCGUGGGUAAACAGGUGGAGUACGUCACAGAUAAUGGCCUGAAGAGGACGGGCUUGGUCAUUUAUCAGGUCCCGGCUAAGCCCACGGUAUACUACAUCAAAUAUGACGAUGACGUCCACAUCCACGUCUAUGAUCUGGUGAAGACCACCUAGUACUGACUGUUUGGUCUCAUCUUCAGCUGACGGCUCAUCUCUGACCCGACCAGUCGUUACCUGUGAAAGUGUUAGGGAUUUCAGUUUUCCUCCAGCAGGAGGUGAUGUGCCGAAGAUCAAAAGCCCUGUCUUUUUUUUUUGUUUGUUUGAAUUUUUUGGGCCUCUUGGCUUCUUUCAUUCUCACCUCAUGAGACAUCUUGGUUUUUGAUUCUUAAUUUUUCAGUUGACCUUAAUGUAUGACUAUUGGGUCCUCUUCUGUGUACAUAAAGCAGGUCUGAGACCAUGUGUAUAGCCCAGCAGAUGAAAUGGAGCUAGACAUUUGUUUCGGUCGAAUCACAAUUGUAUAGUGCAACUUUCAAACUCCAAAUUCAUACUUUUUGUAAGCAACACAUCAAACUGACACUAAUUCAGCUUUCUUACCUAUACCUCUGUGUUUUACUUGUAUUUCAUUUCACUUUUAUAUGCCUGUGCUAUUUAUUUCAUCUGGAAUAUCUGGCUGUGUUGCUGGUAACAUUUUGGCAAAACUUGUCUUCUGUGUUUUAUAUGUGUCUGUUGAAUAUAGAAGUGAUAUUCAUUUGACCAGUGUUCUCAUUUUACCAUCACAGUGAACCACCAUUUCAGUUGAAGUGUUUAGGCAUCGACGAGAUCUGACCGUCUCACAUCAUGGGUAUAAAUCACAGAUCAUUCUUUUAAAAAAAAAAUAGAAGUCAUGUAUCAUAUUUCUGUUUCAAAAUGUAAACUGCAAGUUUUCUACAUUAUGAUAAUAUAUGAAAAUUUCUGAUGUUGAUGUCAAGUUUUUUCAGCGGUGUUUGUGCUACACACUAUUUAUGUAGUUCAAAAUUGGCUACCAACAUUGUUUAGUAUUUUGGGAUGAAGUCUUUAUUAUUUGCUAAAAAAAAAUGAAUGAUGUGAUAUGACAUAUUCAGGCCUCAAAAUAUUGUUCAUUGUGACCCUACAUAUGUUUUGUUCUGUAAAUAUAAUCGGAGACAUUUUUAUGAACGUAAAACAAAGCUGCUUGAAAAUUA
Molecule: messenger RNA, 1883 nt
Organism: Epinephelus lanceolatus (giant grouper)
Lineage: Eukaryota; Metazoa; Chordata; Actinopteri; Perciformes; Serranidae
Product: spindlin-Z-like
Biological process (GO): gamete generation
Source: RefSeq, a predicted model, not a curated record